AUGCGUGGCGGGUGCGACGGCCUGGAGCGCCGUGUGCACGGCCACGAGCGGCGCGGGCGCGGCCACGGGCGGCACAGGCGCGGGAAGCGCGACCUCAGCGCUCGCGGCGCACGUGGCGCGUGCGGCGUCGGCGGUGCGCGCGGCGCAGAGGGCGGCGGCGACGGCGCCCAGGGCCUGGGCAGCUCCCAGCACGGCGGCGGCGUUGGGGGGCGUCUGCGCAGUGGCGGACUGGUCCCACGCGCGCUGCUCCCCCGGAGCAGAGGCCGCGGCCCACGUGUGGCGCGUCCCUGGAGCAGAGGCGGCGGCCUGGGCGGCGGUGGUGGGCGGCUGUGCAGCGGCGGCCUGGUGCCACGCGCGCUGCACCCUCGGAGUAGAAGCGGCGGCCUGGGAUGUGGCGGCUUGGUGCAGAGCAGCAGCCAGCGCCAGGGGAGGAGGGGGCCCGGCGGCUAG
Molecule: messenger RNA, 450 nt
Organism: Panicum virgatum (switchgrass)
Lineage: Eukaryota; Viridiplantae; Streptophyta; Magnoliopsida; Poales; Poaceae
Product: rRNA 2'-O-methyltransferase fibrillarin-like
Exons: 1
Coding region: 1-450 (149 amino acids)
Source: RefSeq, a predicted model, not a curated record